Messenger RNA from Panicum virgatum (switchgrass), 1414 nucleotides. RefSeq names its product FCS-Like Zinc finger 8-like. The coding region runs from base 345 to 1094 and encodes 249 amino acids. The transcript is spliced from 3 exons. The record is from RefSeq and is a predicted model, not a curated record. NCBI's taxonomy places the organism in Eukaryota, Viridiplantae, Streptophyta, Magnoliopsida, Poales, Poaceae.
UCGUCCUCGUUCCCCACCGGUUGCCCGUGCUCUUCCUUCCCUGACCCGCGCUUUGCUCUGCUCGUACGCGGCUGCUCGCGCUGCGUGGCUGGGUGGUUCCCCUUAGUUCGGGCCUCGGAUCGGAUUGCUUCCGUCGCCGAUCACUUAGUGCGGGGCUUCUCCUGGUGAUUUGCUUGUUGCGCCUGGAUGGUUUUGGCUGGCCAACGCCAUGGUUGGGGAGCUAUGAGCUCGAUCUCUCCAUUUCAAUCAAGUUGUUCUUCCUGAGCUGAUCCAACCGACACCUGCGACCGUUCUGAUCAGGGACGCCAGCUGCUGCUGCUCGCCUGCUCAACACCAACCGAGCCAUGGUGGAAUCCAAUGGCCUGCGGGGUGGCGCCGCGCCUGCCGCCGCGGGGGUCUUCAGGGUGCCGGGGCUGUUCGUGAGGCUGGGCACCGCCAAGGGAGCCGCGGCGGCGAGCAGUGCCGUGGACGCCGACUCGGUGUGGAGCCCGACCUCCCCGCUGGACUUCAGGGGCCUCAGGUCCAGCCCGCCGAGGGUCGGCCUCGGCCUCGUCGACGCCCUCACCGCCGGCGGAGGCUGCUCCGUGCAGCUCGGGUGCCGGAGCUCGUUCCUCGACUCCAUCAGGCCGUUCCUCGAGCUCGCGCUGCCCAAGGCGGUGUGCGGGAGCAAAGCUGCCUCGCCGGCCGGCAUCGCCACCACCACGCUGGAUGAGGCGAACGACUAUGCGGACUCCGAGGAGUACACUUGCGUCAUCUCGCGCGGGCCCAACCCCCGCACGACGCACAUCCUCGCCGGCGAGACGCUGGAGGUGCGCGGAAAGGGCGAGGCAGGCGGUGGUGGCUGCAGGAAGGCGAUUUUCAGCAUCGAGCCUCUGAGCGACCAGCGGCUGUCGACGUCAUCGCCGGCGGCGGCGCCGGCUAGUGCUGCGUCCGGCCGCUGCCGCUGCUGCAUGAAGAGGCUGCCGGAGGACACGGACAUCUUCAUGUACCUGGGCAUGGCGUUCUGCAGCAACGAGUGCAGGACAGGGUACAUCGAGGAGGCGAUCGAGGAGGCGGAGGAACUCAUGAUUCUGGACUCUGCUCUGAAUCUCUGAUUGAAGAUUUUGUUAAGCUGCCGAGGCAAAGUAGUAGUAUUAAAUAUUGCCCGCAAGCUUUCUGCCAUCUCUUUUGCCUUUACUGCUAGGAUUAACUACUAGUAAGAGGGGAAGGGAAAAAAGGAAAUAGAAAAAAAGGAGGGAAGGGGAAUGCCUCUCGUUCAUGUUUUUCUGAAAUGGAGAGGUUUAGGUUCGGCCUGUUUGUGCACUGGCCGAGCCAAUUUUCACGAUUUGUUGGGCUCCAUAUUUUAGCCGCUGUCAAACUUUAUCUGCACCAUAUAUUACCCCGUUUUUACAAGGCUAGUUCAUGCCCUUUUUUA